Molecule: messenger RNA, 3768 nt
Organism: Hylaeus volcanicus
Lineage: Eukaryota; Metazoa; Arthropoda; Insecta; Hymenoptera; Colletidae
Exons: 14
Coding region: 621-2351 (576 amino acids)
Source: RefSeq, a predicted model, not a curated record
CAAUCCUCGUCGCUUCGAACCGCGCGGAUAGUGUCGCCGGCGAGAUGUAACGCGACUGACCUAAUCACAGGACAAACACUUUGAAACGUGGUGCGAUACCAAGGUUACGCGCGAUCGCGAUCGCGAUCGCGGACUGUCGUGGUGGAUCAUUGGAUACUCCCUUGCUCGCGUAACUUGUGCUGUGUGUCACGGAUCUAUUCCUCCAUCGGUUCUGGUUUUUUGUUUGUUUGUUGGUGACCAUCGAUCCCCGCGGUGAAAGGACCUACCUCGAAGGCCGUGGUGUUUCCUUUUCGGCGUCGGCUUCCGGCCGCGGUGCAACGACACCGUGCUCGCGAGGCUUCCACGAACGAGAAGUAGAGGAUAGAAUGAUUCGUCCUUGGGCACUUGAGCUGCGUGGCACAAUCGUUAAAUGCAACACGGGGCGAACACCACGAAACAGAAAAGAUCAAUGAGCGCCAUCCACCCCCAAACACGACCUCGAAGUAGAGAUAUUUGUAUCUGGUCUGUGGAUUAACUACUCGGCAAAAACAGUUUGCCAUUCCAAGUGUACGAUGCGGUGAUUCCAGGGCGGAGAGUCCAUCACGUGAAGACUAGAGCGCAGUCAUACUAGCGAUUCGAAGAUGAAGUGGCCGUUGGCGCUGACUUGCUUCCUGCUGCCGCUUUCGUGCAUCCUGGAUGCAUCGCAUGCCGGGUGCGAGUUUCCGGCGCAGUGGAAAGGCCGUUGGUUCGAGUCGGGGAACGUGGAGCUGGUGACGGUGAACGGAUCCAUCAUGACCAGCAAGGGCGUCUGCAUCGACAAAGAAGACGACAAGUUCCUCAUUCAUGACACCGCGGAGAAGUGUCACCGCUGCAUAGUAAUGCACAUGAAACACUCCAAUGUUCUCCAGUAUAAAGAAGCCUAUUGCAUGAUCAACUUACCGAAGCCCAGCCUAUCGGCGACGUGCAGCGCGUUGAGGAGCGACGCAAGUCUCAUUUCCUUGUUUCGCACGGGAGCUGCUCCCAUGCCGUGUCCCUUCAAAGGACCCCUAGAGUUCACUUACACCUUCGGGGAUGCGGAGUGCAGUUCACCUGUGUCCACCGCGGAGACCUGCACCCAAGAGUCUCGGUUGCUUCUGCGGUAUCAAGCAUGCGCCAAUGUUAUGUCCUCUGAAAGUAUGGACAUGGAGUUGGAGUGUUUCGCCACGUGGAAAGAGGGCAGCACGCACAACUUGGUGGCACGGUUGCACGCAGCACGAAAAACUAACGACGAAGACAGCUACAGAUGUUUCAUUUAUCAGCAGACAUCGAACAACUCGUGGAAUCUGGCGCAAAGUGGCGACGCCGCUUGUACGGGCUUCAGCGUCAACGAUGCUGCCAGAACGUACAAAAUGAAGCAGAAGAGUCAAACGGAAUACUGCAAGUAUCCAUCCUGGGUGGUAGACAAUAAACUAUGGCUGGCCUUGGAUCGAAUAGCAUCUCGACUUUUGACAUCGCCCCACAACUUGACGAUAAUCGAUCGAAAAGAGACUCGUCUCGUUUGUCACUCGAUAGUCUCCAUCAACGAUCGUCGUUCGCAUCACGACAUGAAUCCUGACAGGGAGAACCAGGUGAUGUACAUCGCGAAGGCCACUCUCGAUUGUAAUAACGGAUACGUGUGCCUGAUGUUCCAUCGGAGGGACGACCACAUAAUAGAGAUGCAACUGUCGGAGUGGAGCCAACAGCCCGACGACGUAUGCAACUCGAGUACGUUCAACUCCCACUCAACGCCGUACACAACGUUCAUUACAUCGGAUCCGAUGAACAGGCAUUGCCCCAAUUUGGGCCGCUACGAAAUCGUGUCGGUGAUACAUUCGCACACGAACGAGAACGCUGAUGACAUAUUGGGCGUCGAUGGCGAGCCGAACAUGGCCAACGUCGCCGAGGUGCAGGACGUCAGGGUCACGUCGACACCUUUUCCAGGACGAUGUCGUUACGGAAGUGUUCGUCGACUGGAUAUCGGUUGCAAGAGACCCGAUCGCAUGGAGUUUGCCACAUCCUGCAGCGACGAGGCGCCGUCUGAGUACUUUUGCCACGGAACCUGGAUCGAAAACGACACAGCUUACUUGGUCGCGAGCACCGAUGUGGGUCGUUACUGUCUCGUUUACAGUGCGUCCGCCGCGGCGACAGGAAGUCGUGAACUCUCGGUGACGGGUCAUCUUGCUUCCUGUCCGAGAGCCUCUCAUCGUCAUCUAGUAUCGUGGCAAGUCAACCUCACAUCGUACGCGCAAUGCGGCGACAUUUCGACGGCCACGUCGUGGACCUACCGCAUCUCAGCCUCUGUGUACAUCUUCGUUGUCCUGGGCAUCAUGUUCGGCAGGUACAUCGCGAGGUGAUGCCACUGAGUGGAGAGACCAAGCCACGCGUGGACGGCCGUGUAGUCAGCAAGCAACAACAACAACAGCAACUACGAAAUCUAUACAUACAUAUAUACAUGCCAAUAAAUAGAUAUAUACAUGUGUAUAUAUUUACAGAUUUUUGUAAAUAUAUAUAUGCAUGUAUUAAACGGAACACUUUAACGGAUGGUCCCGACAUUGGGGGAGAAAGUAAUUUAAUAACCAAGCUUAGUGGAUAUGUGACCGUAGGUGCGAGUCGUGCAGAGAAGUGAACAAACAGAGGGGACAGUAUGCGCAUGUCGCCGUGAAACUGGGAGAUAUCCGUUGCGCCAGCGAACGUGGCGGAUUCCCUAUCGAACAGCUGUACAUAAAGUAGCGAUACGUUCACGAGACACGCUUCCCUCCAUGCGAAAGGAACUUUGCUUCGCGUUCGUGCUCUAUCUUCGAUAGAAACGCUCGUCCUGGAAAUAUUGCCGGCCUCUUUUCCAGGAUUAUUCCUCUGCCCCUCCCUACCUGGGACCUGCAUCCUUCACGAUCUCGAGACGGUCUUAAAGUGCGAGUUCGCGUGGUGUUAAAGGAAAGAUGUUUCAGAGUCUCGACGGUGCGAUUUUUCUAUGAUUUUUAAUUUAGCUAUUUUUCACAUUAACGGUCCUCCCACUUUUCCAAUAGUUCGAAGCAACUUCGCGCGUGUCACAGUGGAGCUUAGAGUUCGGUCUGCGAUUAUAGUUGGAAUUGGUUUGUCUGGAUGUAGAAUACGGAUCUUUCUACAAACGUAUUCUUCUGUGAAUGGUGGCACGCACAGAUCUGUUCUAAUUUAAUUGUGGUUUCGAGGGGUAUAGAUAUCGAAACGCUAACGGAAGUUCAAACUUACCUCGGAAACAUUCGGUCAGUUUAAUUUCACGAAAAAGUUGCAAUUGUACAUUACGACACGAAUUACGUCCACGAAUAAAAUGAUACGUGGAUGCACAACAUAUUGCUGUACAUAUAUUUGUUAUCGAAGUCAGGUCCAAUUACACCAACGCAUGAUAAUUCGUCUGAUCAAUUUCUGUUAUCAAUUUCAAUGGCCACGUCUCACGAGCAAUUAUUAACCGACUUCGAAAAAGAGGAGGUUACUCAAUUCGACAUGUAUUUUCUUUUUUUUUUUUAAUGUCUGGUCACCGAUUACGUCCAGAUGGAUUGACCAAUCGGAAUGAAUCCUGUUGCAUCUUGUAGAGCAUGCCCCCCCCCCGGUGGUCGUCCCAUUAUCACCACUCUUUGCGAUUUGUCAUUUUUUACCCGUUCCUUUUGCCAAAAAACCUAGUUAAUGUAUAUGAAUCUGUAUAUGAAUCUGCACUAUCGACCAAGCACUCAACAUUACCGACAGAGCACUCUGCAUUACCGACCGAGCACUCUACAUUACCGACAGAGCACUCUGCAU